Messenger RNA from Ipomoea nil (Japanese morning glory), 1047 nucleotides. RefSeq lists its product as uncharacterized. The coding region runs from base 1 to 1047 and encodes 348 amino acids. The transcript has a single exon. The record is from RefSeq and is a predicted model, not a curated record. Lineage: Eukaryota; Viridiplantae; Streptophyta; Magnoliopsida; Solanales; Convolvulaceae.
AUGAAAAUAGCUUUAGAAGUCAAAAAUAAGCUAGGUUUUGUGGAUGGAAGCAUCGUGAAGCCGGCUGAAACUGAUCCUAAGUAUCCAAUUUGGAGGCGAUGUAAUAAUAUCGUCUGCUCCUGGUUAUAUAAGUCCCUGAGUCCUACCAUCGCAGAAGUAGUCCUUUAUUUGGAAGAUGCUGCGGAUAUUUGGAAUGCUCUCAGGAAGAGAUACUCCCAGGUUGAUCCUCAUAGGAUCGCUGAGUUGCAGAACGAGAUCUAUCGUUGUUCUCAAGGUAAUCUAUCCAUAAAUGAGUAUUUCACUAAAAGUAACAGUUUAUGGAUGCAAUUGAAUGCUAUGCGGCCUAUUCCUGCUUGUGAAUGUGUACCAAAAGGUUGCUGUAAUCUUGUAAGCAAAAUUCGGAAAGAGAAAGAGGAAGAUCAGAUUAUCAGGUUCUUAGAAGGUCUGAAUGAGGACUAUGAGAACAUCAAAUCUGGAAUCCUGGUUAUGGACCCCAUGCCAGCUAUAGAAAAAGUCUUGAACAUGACUUUGAAAAUGGAGAGGAAGCUCAAGAGCUCAAUUAACACCAAGAGUACUGAUCUGGUCCAGGCAAAUGCAGUGAUGAAUAAUCAGCAAGAAGCAGAAGAACAGGUCAUGGUGGCAGUAACAACUUCAAAUAACAAGAAGAAGUUUAGUGGUAGUUCAGGAAGAAAUGUGCCUAAGUGCACUUACUGUGGAAUGGUGGGACACACAAUUGAGAAAUGUUAUAAGAAACAUGGAUACCCCCCUGGGUGGGUUCCAGGGUUUAAAUCCAAGAAUAAAUAUAAUCAGGACAGUCAACAGUCUCACAAUGCUUCUGUGAAUCAGAUUGGGGAAGCAGGGCUGUCUGUUGAGCAGUUUCAAAAACUUCUCACUCUUUUGCAAGGCCAAAACCAGCCUGGACAUGCUUCAACUAGUGCAGCUGUGGCAAUGAAUAGCACUGGUCUCAGAUCAGACUUCAAGAAUUGGGAUGAAGGCAACAAAGGAGGCCAUCAAGAGUGCAGAAUGGAGGCAGGCCAUGGAAGCUGA